Portunus trituberculatus (swimming crab) is the source of this 6182-nucleotide messenger RNA. RefSeq names its product inositol-tetrakisphosphate 1-kinase-like. NCBI's taxonomy places the organism in Eukaryota, Metazoa, Arthropoda, Malacostraca, Decapoda, Portunidae. Gene Ontology annotation, molecular function: inositol-3,4,5,6-tetrakisphosphate 1-kinase activity; inositol-1,3,4-trisphosphate 6-kinase activity; magnesium ion binding. The transcript has 12 exons. Gene Ontology annotation, cellular component: cytoplasm. The record is from RefSeq and is a predicted model, not a curated record. Gene Ontology annotation, biological process: inositol trisphosphate metabolic process. The coding region runs from base 382 to 1482 and encodes 366 amino acids.
UCAGUGAACCCUUGCCUUGGUGAUACCUGGGGGGUGGGGGUACCUUCCUUCGUUCUGGACAUUGCUUAUAGGUCACGAAUUACCACUUGAGUGCAUAACAAAGGGAAGAUAGAGAAAGAAGAAAAAAAAAAAAACUACGAGAUUGGUGGAGCAGUGAGGGAUACUAUCAGUGUGUCGCCUCCCGUGGGUGGCGGUGGUGCGUGUGCUGAUUAGCGGUGGUGCCCCACGCCCAGGAAUGUUGUUAUCUCACAUCCACUGUCUGCAGAUGGUGUUUUCCGGAGAGAUAUAGAGGCGCAACCCUUCCCAGGUGAGGCGUAAUAGUCUGGGAGGGACUGGGUGAUAUGUGAAUUGCCGUUGACAUGUGUGAUGUGAAGCAGCAGAAUGGAGCAGUCAACUGGAAAGCAUAAAGUGGUUGGCUACUGGCUCAAUGAGCAGAAAUGUCAGAAAUUUGGAGUGCAAGACCUAGAAGCAACAUGCAGGAGACGAGGAAUACAGCUGGUUAAGAUUGAUAUGAACUCUCCUUUGGAUGACCAGGGACCAUUUGAUCUUAUCCUUCACAAGGUGACAGUAUUGUAUGCCCAGGCCCUCAACAAUAAUGAUAAGGCUGCAAAUGCAAUCAAUAUGUUUGAAAACUAUAUAAAGAAGCAUCCAGAAACCUUUGUCAUGGAUCCUCUUCCUGGUGUCCACAAAUUGCUCUUAAGGAACCAAACCUAUGAACUUCUUCACCAACGUUUCAGAUAUGAUGAAAAGAUAUUUACUCCAACAUACGCAGAACUGUCAUCAAAAGAUGUUAAAGAAAAUGCUGAGAUUGUAAAGCAAGCAAGUGUUACAUUUCCAGUAGUAUGCAAGCCAGUGACAGGAGGUGGUGGAGUAGAAGCUCAUGAGAUGGCUGUAGUUUUCAAUGAAAUGGGUCUUAGUGAGUUCAGACUUCCUUGUGUUGCUCAGUCCUUCAUAAAUCAUGGAGCUGUUCUAUAUAAGCUUUUCGUCUUGGGACCAGUGUGGUUUGUCAUUGUGAGGCCAUCACUCAAGAACUUCUAUGCUGGAGUUGAUGGUUGCUUUGGUUUUAACACACUUGCAGAGCAAGAAACUGUUUACUUCAACUCCAGUAAUGUAUCCAAAGCAGACUCUCGGUCUCCCCUCACUCAGCUGGACCCUGGAGACAUGGAAGAUGAAUUACCAAAAGCUGAUCCUGCAGUAUUUAACAGAAUAGUAACAAAUCUGCGUGAAGCUUUGAAUAUGGAUCUUCUUGGCAUUGAUGUUGUUAUUGACAGCAACACUGGAAAGUAUGGCAUCAUUGAUGUGAAUGCUUUUCCUAGUUAUGACUCUGUCCCCAACUUGAUGGAGCAUUUGGUGGAUCUUCUUGUGAUGCGAAUGGAUCAUCCUGCCCCUGAGAGCAUUAAACAGACACCAGAAGACAAGAAAAUCCCAACAUUUACCACUUGUGAUCAUCCCCAGGAGGAUUCAGGGGUAGAUACAGGGUAGUAUAUGAUGCUGCUGGUGUACUGCAUCUUUUCCUAGUCAGCCAAAAUAACUGUAUUUGAAAUGUUUGGGAUAACUUUUAGAAUGUAAUAUAUGCCUUAAAAUGUUUGGCUCAGUAUUUUUACUAUAAGAAAUAUGUUGUCAUGUGAAGAGUGCUCACUACAUACAGUUUGAUUAGCAAGAAGCUGCCAUGACAGCAGGUUAGGCAAACUAUUUGGUGCAGUGGUUAGUGUGCUUUUGUGGGAGGACAGCUUUGGAUGUAAUUUUUAGGAAGUGAAGUGUUUUUAUAUACUUUUCUACCCUUUUCAUAUUGGUGUGGAGGGAGGUGCUUAAUUUGGGCUUCAGGUAAAGUACAGACAGCCCAAUAUAGUCUUUCUUUUCCUUCUAUAGAGGAUACUUUCUACUGAAAUAUAGUUCACCCCAACUCAAACACUUGCUGUGUACAUAAAUAGGGUAUAGUUUUUGUUUACAUUUUUCUAUUUGAUGCAAAAAUCACAUAUAGACAGACAACAGUGAUUCAUACAUGCAUUAAGUGCAAUGCUAGAUUACUAUUUCUUACUUCACUCAUUAAUACAUCACUCAAAGACCAUUUAGGGAGUUUGCUGGAAGUGUACUUGUUUCACCAUCAUUGAACCAUUUAUCAUGACCCCCUCUCAGUAUGUUCUUCACUUCUGACCAGUACUGGCUGUGUUUUCAUUCUCAUCAUAGUACCAUCCUCACCAUCAUCUUCAUUACCACAUCAGGUUUGCCUGAUUUAGGCUAAUCCAUGUAAUGUACUCUGAAAAAAAAUUUUCAUUCAUGAUUUAACAGAAAACUAUCAGAACAAAAACUGAAUUUGAUCAAUGUUUUCGGAUAAGUUUUAAUUUUUAUAGUCAUGUAAAGUACCAUAUUUAAUGUUCAGAUAUGUUUCAACACAUGCUUCUCAUAUCUUGUGAUAGUUUUGUCAUGCUUCAUGUUAGUACUUUCUGGUGGACUUUACUCCCAAAGUUACAAUUAGGUCUUUAAGGAAAACUAUUUGGUGUGGUUGUUAGCAGUGGAUGUUGUAUGGUUGUGUAAUACAUAAUGUGUUAUCAUUGUGAACAUGAUUGAUUUUCAUUGCAUGUGGUCAUUCAUGUGUAUUCAUUUUACAUUUAUAUAUGCUAUGAUUUGCUUGGUCAUUUCCAACAUUCCACUCUUCAAAGUUACUUAAAGGAGAGGAUCAUUGUAUUGAUUUAGAUUUUUAUUUUUCAGAUUAUUAUUUCCUUUUUAGGUAACUUGAAAAUAUAUUCUUUAUUUAUGCCAAAGGUAUUUAACUGUAUACUUGAUUGUUAGUAUGGAUGGAUAACAUAUUACAGGUUGGUAAUGUAUAUGAUAGUAUUGUCAUGUUGGCAUUUUAGACCUUGUUUAGAAAGUAAGGGAAUGCAUUAUAUUCUGAAGGAAGGUUCAUUAAACAAAUCAAACUAAUAAUUUAAAAAAAGACUAAAAGUUCCAUGGUAGCUCUGUGUUGAAAUAUUAAUGUUGCAUCAUAUGAAGGCAUGUAAUUGCAUUCCACUUAUAAUAUUUUUAAAACUUUCUAUAAUCAAAAUGGUAUUUUGUAAAUCAUAUUAUUCACUUAUAUAUGCAAUGGUUGUAGUGUUUUAGCUCUACGUAUUGAACUGGGGCGUUUGCUAUGGGCUGAGGUGCCGGUCAUUGCCGGCUGUAUUGAUGUAGGGUGGGGUCAACACUCCAUAGACAGUUCUCUGGAGAACAUCAUUCUAAAACCACUUCUCAUGAUACAUCUUGAUGCACUGUACUUAAAUAUUAUGAAACAUUGAAUUUAAUGUUUAUGCUAACAGUAUCCACAGCAUCUGGUGAGGUGAAUGCUAUUAACUUGACUUUCAGUGUUUUCACAUUAUUUAUAAUCUGCUACAUAUUCAGUUUCAAAUGUUUUCCUCUGGUUUCAGUAGGGACCAGUGUUUUACGUGGCUAAUUUCUCAAAAGAGGCCAAAACUGUAUGGGGAUGAAAAGACCAGCUGAUAUCAGUCUUCUUCAAAACAUAGAAAAAACCUGAGGCAGGAGACGCGAGUUUUCAGUGCUGCUGUAAAACCCUAGUCUGUACAUGUGUUGUGGUUGAUUGCAUGAGUAUAUCAGGAAAGGAGAACCAGGCUUUGAAAGCAUGGGUUGUAUUUCUAAAAACUAAAGCAGCAACUCAGGAAAGACAGUGGAAGACACAAAAUAGAAGAACAAGCAGCAACUCAGGGAAGUUGUUGGGAGACACAAUGUCAGUAGACGCUUUACCAGUGUUCUACAAAAAUCUGGCAUCAAGGCAUGGUUGUCUCUUUAAUAUUUACCAGGAUCUAUAUACGGGUAUGUUAACUAAAUGGAUAAAGCAAGGUCAUAUAGUGAUGGAGUAGGAUUCAUCCCAAGAUGAUGAUAUAUCCAAGACCCGAGACAAUGUGCAUAGCAGUUGGCUCCUUUUGUCAUAUUUCUUGCUUUCUGCUUGAUGGAAGUGGCUUAAAAUGUUUCUAAUAUUUUGUUAUUUGGUUUGAUAACUCACAAAUGAUGUAAUGAUUUCUUUCUCUCCGACCUCCUUUUAUAUAUGAAAUUAAGUCUGUUCAUGAAUCUACAUUUUUGCAAACUAUAGCAAACACUCCAAUAUAUUUUAGAUUGAAACAAGAUAUUGGAAGAAGGCCAUACACUUGCCCCACAGUUUAGAACAACAGACUUUUUAUUGUUAUCCCAGUGUAGGCAAGCCACUUUUUUUGCCCUUCCUGAUCUAUCCUUCUCUGCUUCUCCCUUCUGUCCUUUUCUGCUCCCCUUCUACCAUCCCAGGAGUUACUGUGAGCUUGGGUGCCUAUGCACGAGUUCACAACAGUGUCCAUUCACAUCACGGCAAACACAUUUACAUACUCUCUCUCUCUCUCUCUCUCUCUCUCUCUCUCUCUCUCUCUCUCUCUCUCUCUCUCUCUCUCUCUCUCUCUCUCUCUCUCUCUCUCUCUCUCUCUCUCUCUCUUUGAUAAGUCAAACAGGCCAUAGUACCAGUUUUUGGAAAGUUUGAAAUGUCUGAAUGGUCAUUCUAGAGCAGUGGUUUUUAAUCUUGAGGCUGUACUACCCUGGGGGUGGGCAUCAAUAAUUUCCACUAGGAUCAUGAGCACAUGGGAAAAAAACAAGAAUUUCUCUAAUUAUAUUUGUCGUUAUCUUAAUGAGAGCAUGGUCAUGUAUGAGUUUAUGAAAAAUGUAAAAGUAUUGCCCUAUUCUUUAAAAUCUGGGAGAGAAGUUUAUUCAUAGAUGCAAAGGGAGACAUGAAGGGAAGGACAGUUUCCUAGAGUGGGAUCGUGAUAGUAAAAAGAUUAUUAACCACUAUUCUAGAGAGAGAGAGAGAGAGAGAGAACCAUUUUUUAUAGAUAUAUACAAUAGGAAUGUUUUAUAAAAUAAAUAUAUGUGUAGCCAGUGUGUGUGUGUAUUCAGAUACCUAGUUGUGAUGAACAGGGCCUUAACUGUACUUGUGUUGCUCUGACUCUAUAUCAAUAUUUGUCCAGUUAUGUGUGUGUUAUAUGAUAUGAUAAAUGGUUGCUCUGAUACAUGGAAACUUGCAAGAGUACUGAACCACAAGGUACCUGCAUCUGAUAACAUGGAAGAAACAAGAAUGCCAUCCUUUUAAGUAUGUUCUUGGCCUUGUUUUUAACCUUUUUUAUUUAUUUAUUCAUUUAUUUGUUUUAUUUAAAUAUAUGAAAAAGGCAGUGUGCCAUUAGCUUACAAAGUACAUCUAACAUUGUAAGAUCCAUGAUCAGCAACUAUUGUUAACUUUACAUAUAAAUUGGAAUUUGUAAGAGUGGUAAUGACUUUUCUAAGUAAGCUGAUGGGUGUACGCGAGAAUAACCGUCAGUGUUUUACUUUUCUGUUUGGCUCUCUAUUCUAGUUUCUCAAUAGCCAGUCAUCGUGAAAUUAUCUUGCUUUAUUAUUUGAAAAUAUUGUAAUUUCUCUAUAGCCAGUCAUCUCCCAGCUAAGGCUAAUUAAUCUUUUCUUAGCAGUAUAAAAAAAUUUUCAACAUAUUAUCUCGUACUGAAGAUUCAUAAAACUCUUGGUUAGUCAUUUUUUUUUGCAGUUAGAACACAAAUUCCAUAGCUUCAGUGGAGAACAUCCUUGCUUCCCACUUGACCAGUGAAGGUUUGAACUCUGCUCAAGUUGUGGAUCUUGCACUAAGAGUGAGAGGUUACUGUUUCCUCUGAGCAAGAUGACAUGUGUAGUGUGUGUGAGGUAUUCACCUUACUGAGCAGUUUAUGUGAAUUUUAUACUUUUUCAGGAGGAUAAUGGCUGGCAGUAAUGAGUGAUAAGACCAUAGGGAAUUACACAAAUGCAACCCAGAAUAUCUUAUCGAUUUCAUCAAUUCAUAUCAGUCUUACAUGAUCAUUCCCAUGCUACAUUUAAUGUUCAGUUAUCUACUCUAGUUUACUACUUAUUGUGUACAGUGCAGCUAUACCAGAGUAGUUUCCAAUAGUGUAUCUUACAAGAACUAAGUAGGAUAUUAAUGGAAAAAAGUGUAAGAUUUAUCAUUAAAUGGUAGAAUCCCAUUGAUGUGAAAAAAAAAAAAUGGUCAGAUUUGGCUCUUUGCAGCCAUAGGAAGGCAAAUCAAUACUUCAGUGUCUCAGAUUCACAUUGGUGUCAUUUCAUUGAAAUGUGACUUUUUUUUUUCUGUCUCUCUCUGUAUUUACCAACUUUUCUUUGUAGUAAAUUUGUUUGAUAAA